AAGGGCGGGCGGCCACGUGGUGUUGUAUGGAAUGGGGUAGGGCAGGUCGGGUGGGGUGUCUGGGUGGAUCGAUGGCGACAGCAGCGGCACGGCGGGCCGGGCAGGCGGGCAGUGCCGCGGCGGACGCGGGCAGAGCGGCGUGGUCGCGGUACGGUGUCGCGCGUCCGGCACGUCGAGCACGUGCGCGCCCGCCACGCGCCGCCCGCGCACUCCUCUCAGAUAUGGACGCGCUCUCCGAUGACGACGAAUACACACGUAGGGACCCGCAGAUUAGUAGUUUGGUGGCGACACGAGGCGACGCUUCCGGCGCUGCCGUGCAGCGCGUGGGCGCAGCCGUGUGUUGCGCGGUCGAGCGCUUCGUAGCCGUGGGGGAGACCAUCGCGGACGACAACCCCGACGUACGCCACAGCAUGGUCCUGGCGUGCAAGGAGGCGCGAGCCGCAGGUCGUGCGAUCGAGCGGGUGUGUGCGGGCGCGGACGGCGCAGGCAUGGUGUCGGCGGCGCGGGCGCUGCUGGCGGCGGUAACGCGCGUGCUGCUGCUCGCCGACAUGGUGGUCGUGCGACAGCUGCUGCUAGCGAAGGACAAGAUCCUUUAUCGAUACCGGCAGGUGGCGCGCUCGCUGGACCGCCUCGAGUCCGUGUCCAACUUCGCGGAGUUCGUGCGCGCCUUCACCGAGUUCGGCGGCGGCAUGGUGGAGCUGGCCAGGCUGACGGCGGAGCGGAGAGCGGACCUGAGAGACGAGCGGCGGAGAGCACAGGUCGCCGCCGCGAGGAACGUGCUGGAACGAUCUACGCUUAUGCUACUUACCUCAUCCAAAACUUGCCUUAGGCACCCCGGAAGUGCCAGCGCGCGGGAGAACCGCGACACCGUGUUCUGCCAGAUGCGGCGCGCCAUGGACCUCAUCCACUACGUGGUGCGCGACGGGCUACCCGGCCACGACGACCACUCGCAGGAGUGGACCUUGAAUACGUCUAAAAAGGAAAACCCGCAGUUUCAACCUUUCUCGGAUAGUCGUGAACAGGCUGCGCAAUGGGAGGCAGGUACGGCGUUAGGCUCACUUCGGGGGCUGACGUCACAAGUUCGGGCAGCGCGCGCUCGCGGCGGCGCGGACGCUCCGCGGCGGCGUGCGCUCGCGUCGACGCUGCGCGCGCUGGUGGAGCGCACGCACGACUUCACGGAUUCCGCCUACACGUCGCACAACCACCGGCAACGGAUACUGGCGCUCGCCGAGCGGAUAGCGUACGAGCUGGAGAGGCUCGUCGCCGUUGCUGUCUCAAUGGAGGAGCAAGGUGCGACGGGCAGCGGCGCGGCGCUCGAGAGCGCGAGCGUAGGCGCAGCAAGCGCGGCGGCCGAGCUCGAGCGAGCGCUCGUGGAAGCGGCGCGGGACCAGGCGCGCGAUCUGGGCCCACUCGCCGACGACGCGAGGAGGCUAGCCUCCGACCUUGCACACAUAGCUAGUUCCUGUGGUGAGAGAGAAUCAGAGAGACUGCACAAUAUAGCCAGCCGGCUCCACGAACAAUUAGAUCACAUAAUAGAGGUAUGCAAAUUACUUAGGCACAUAGCAAUGUCGGAGACGUUGCAAGUGAGCGCGAAGUUUGCAGAGAUUAACCUGAGGAUAUACGGGCCACAAGUGGUGACGGCUGCGCGGACACUGGCCGCACACCCAGGCAGCGCAGCGGCGCGAGAGAACCUCGACGUGUUUGUGGACAUGUGGGCGUGGUUGCUAGCAGAUGCGGCGCGGCUGGCGCGCGAGUUACUCGACCUGACUGGCGAGCGGCAAGACAAGCACCAGUAUAGCAGUUUGCCUAGGCCAGGGAAACAUGGAACGACGAGUAAACCAUUAAAAGCAGUCAAAUUAGACUCUGAAGAACAAGCGAAAAUCGCCAAGUCAGGACUGGAGAUGAAAAUGAUGUCGUCGGAGAUGGACGCGGAGACUGAGAAGUGGCAGGGGGCUGCUGCCGACGAGAACAACGAUAUUGUGAAGAGGGCAAAAAAUAUGUCUUCCAUGGCCUUCGCUAUGUAUCAGUUUACAAAAGGCGAGGGCCGUUUAAACACUACCCAAGACCUCUUCACGCAAGCGGAGUACUUCGCCGAGGAAGCGAAUAGACUGUAUAAAAUAAUACGACAAUUUUCAUAUCAGGUACCAGCAGGUACAACGAAAAAAGAAUUGUUAGAACAACUAGAUAAAGUCCCCACGUACGUGCAGCAACUACAGUUUACAGUAAAAGAGCCGACAGUAGGCCGCGCAGCCACCUUCAGUAAGGUCGACAACGUCAUUCAGGAAACUAAACACCUUAUGAACGUCAUAAGUAAAGUCGUCACUACAUGUUUCGACUGCGCCAACAAGUACAAACUGGAGUUCACGGGGCUGUCGGCGGGCGAGGCUAUGCGCGGACGCGGCGUGGCGCGGGACGAGGACCCGGCGGCCGGCGGCGGCGGCGACGCCAAGCCGGGGGGCAGCUCGGGCGACACGGCCAUGUGACAGUACGGCAUGGGCCGGCGCGGCAAGGGCGACGCGCGCCGGACCAGGGUCAGCUUCCUCUUGUUUUAAAGACUGAUGCGUCUCUAAAACGAACGUCGCCUAGGGUCGGCUGGAUCGCUCUCUUGCGGUUACAUCGCUCUCGUGAAAUAUGGACGGAUAGAUUUUGAUUUCGAUGUCGGUGAUAAUUAACUAGCGAGUUUUGACGCUUAGAUAUCUCCCUCAAAAUUUUACAUUCGUAAUGUUCGUAUUCGUAGUAGUUUUUCGCUAGAUACUAUUUCUAAUACUCUAUUAUAGUAUUUUCUGAAAUCUUUGAAAUUUAAAGAAUAGAUAGUUCUGUAUUUUACGAAACGCUCUAACCGGAUCUUUGAGGAUCCAGACGAGUGGUGGUAGAUAGAAUCGAGUUGAGUAUUAGUCGUACAACGAAAUAUAAACGAAGCGAUGCGUCCGCAAUAUUGUUUGUAUCCUGGAAGAUCACAUGGAUCAGCGUCUACUAUCGAUGUAGCCUUGUAGCGCUGUAUGCAUGUGAUUUUACACUCCGACUCUGAAGGCUGUCAACCGUUUAACAGUAGGUAUAGACGAUACGAACCGAUAUCGUGACUGUUCGAUGGUUGGCAGCUAUUACACUUAAUGUAAGAUGGACAGUACGAUAAAUUUAAAGUAUUUAAGGAAGUAAGUUUUGGCUAAUCACUUGCGACACACAAGCGCGCCCUCUCGCGGACUUGAGGUCUAUUCUCUUCUAGAUAAACUAGGUAGUUAGUACAUAGCAACAAGUAGGUAGCGAGCGCGCGGUCGCGACGCAUUUGGCUGUGCAAAAAUAAUAAUCUACUAAGUAUUGUGUUCUACAGCAAUUUCUAACUGUAUUCGUAUUAGACUAGGGAUCAGGCAUUAAAUAUAUCGACAUUACCUGCAGUUGUUACAAUCGUUACGAAUUUUAUCUUUAUUACUAUUUUGUGAUCGGUAAGAAAAGAGUGAAAUUGUACAAUAAAUACUUGUUAACUACACACUCAUAAAUAAUGUUACACUACCUAGUUAAACAAAAUACGUAUGUAUAUACAAUAACACAGAAUAAUAAGUACAAAGUAUUUCCUAUUCUUUAUGUUUCCCUUAUCUAAGUAUGUACCUUUCUUAUACCUUUUAUCUACCUACUUGUAUUUUAAUCUAUGGUCAUUUUCCUGUAUAAUUACCUCACACCCCGGAUUGUUUGUUUGUCUUUACGCUAUUUGUCUUUCCUACUUGCACCUUUCUGCACCUUCCGUGGUCCUGUUGCACAUUUUGUUUAUGCACGUUUGGCUUCCUUCAUUACUUUGGCAUCAGAUAAUAUCAGACGCUCUUUUCCUAACAUCACGUCAAUGAAUAUUUACAUCUUCAGAACGACACAGCGUGCGCAUUCGAUGUUUACGCAUUACUAGAAGUUUAUCUUUCAACGAGUAAGUGUACAUACGUAGGUAUAUUAGUUCGGUUGAUGUCUUCGAUUCUGCGUCGUCCGGACGGCGACUUUUGCAUGAUUGUGAAACGGAUCAAAUAGAUGUGUGUUGCAUGUGUGUACGUGAUUAUUGUAUUGAAUGUCGUACUUCAUCUUUCCGACGGGGGAUGUUAAGUAAUAAGAUAAGGGAACUUGACUCUGGUUGCUAAGAAGCAGCACCUACGUCGCCGAAACGCAUGGUGUUAUAUAGACCUUGUCUGCGCAGGUGGCAGCACACGCUGCAUGCUAUGGCACAGAAUACACGUUGACUCAUCUUUGCGCGUUGAUAAACCAAUUUGCUUGGUAGCUUCGCGCGUACGAGCGGUGCGCGGGUAGCGCGUGCGAAUAGCUCUCGCGUGAUUUAGGUAGGUACCUGCGCAAUCGUAAUGAGCAUUACGAACACGAUUCUCGCCGCUCCGUGUGUUCUGCGCCUAAGCUAACACCAUAUCGCCGGCAUGACGCCACAGACCAUAUCCGCAUUGUCGCUAAUUAAUAAUCAAUCGUUACGGCAAUAACCAACAUAUCAAUUUAAUUAGAUUUAUCGAUUGUUACCGAAAAACGACAGGGUCGUUAUUUAGUAUUUAAGUAUUUUUGGGGGCUAGAUUACUUACAAUAGUUGGUACCAAAGCGUCAGACGAUUCAUUUGAUAAGUAAUUUGAAGUGUUUCCUGUAGUAUGUGCUGGCUAUGCUUACAAUAAACGUGUAUAUAUUUUUGAAGAGCGAUUGUUAAUAAUGCACGAUCGGCCUAUGUUUCGAAGCGUUUAGUUUAGGAUAGGCAUCAAUUAAUGUUAUUGUCUCGCCAUAUCACGUUUCGAGUGUUGCCAACUGUCAAUUAUUAUGGUGGGAGUAGUGUACAUGCUUUCUGAUAGCUCUCGCCUCUUCGUGCUCUCACCUGUUCACGGUCUAUAUAACACUUCGCAUGUUUCAUACACCUACUUUUAGCAUUUACUCUUUAAUUUAACGUGAAUGAUGUCGGCUUUCUAUAAUUUGUAAUUAUAAUUAUAGUAGGUACCUAUUAUAUUAUUGUUAUACUGUAACUGUAACGACUACUCUUAAAUCUUAUUGCCUUCAAAAUAAUUUUACCGUUAUGUACUUACUACAGUCCUGUUAAGAUACUUAAAACUCUGAAAUUAGGAUAGUGAUAUGCUAACAAUAUUCGAGUUAAUGUAAAGAGCUUGACAAAGCUUUAUAAUGAAGAGUUGUGAAUCGAACUUGUGGCCACGUAUCUAGAUUCAAAGAUUAGUAUAAGGCGAGGCCGUGCCGCCUGAUGCGAGGAUCGGAUAGUUGCGUUGCUCCUCUAGUUCUAGGUAGCGUGUAACUCACAAGCAUCGAUAUAUUUGGCAUUUGGUCACAUUUGUGCAUAUUGCAUGAAUGUGUUAUGAACUGAGGUUUGACUUCAACCGUAGAUAUAUCUACAUAAUUAUUAAUUACACCAAAUCAGCCCAAACGCUCAUCACGUAGUAGAGUUGAAGUUUAUUCCAAAUGUCUGUUUUCCAGCAUGUCUAUAUUUUUAUUUUUUUUAUUAUAAACUGAUCGGCGAUUGGCCCUAGUCACACCUGAUGGAAAGUGAAGACAGGGCCUAAGAUGGAGCUCACCGGUUCAGUAACAGCCUAUUCACUCUUGUUUUAAAGAGACCGAGGUCAUAUUGAUCAGGGAAUACAGAUGGCGGGAGCGCAUUCCAUUCCUUAGCCGUCCGUACCAAAAAGGAGGAGGCAAAACGUUUCGUCCGAACGAAUGGAAUGUGGACCACGAACGGGUGCAUUCGCUCCCCGCGCCUGGAUGUCCGAUGAUGGAAAGGGGAAGGUGGGAUCAGGUCGUGUAGUUCCUGUGCGCACUCCCCGAAAUGUAUCCGAUAGAACACCGAUAGGCAAGCGACUCGACGGCGAUGCUCAAGGCUCUGUAUCCUUGACUUGACAGAUGGGUCAUCGCCAAAGAGUCUAUGAGCCCGGCGCUCUAUUGAGUCCAGUAUAUAUGGUCUGAUUUGUGAUAUUUAAAUAGAAAAAACACAUUAUUACAUAACGCUUUUUUUUUCAAACCCUAAAGCCCUAGUGACGUCACUAGCUAUGACACGCUUAGCUUUUAUACAUUUCACAAUUUAUGCCACAUAUCUUUAGACAUGUACCUAUCCUAUUAGUACUAUGCCUUAUGGGAAACGGUCGAAGAGAUAGUUCAGUUCCGGAAACCGCUACCAAAUUUUAGUAUGCUGUUGGGCAUGGUACUGGGUCUCCAAAACUACCGGGAGACAGCGGCGCCGGCCAUCUACUUCAGCGGAAUGACGUCAUCAAAAUGACUCCCGCCUCGUUGCUAAUAUUGCAUUUUGUACCCAAACUAUGCAUUGCACAUACACGUGUGGGGUAUUAAACGAAAGCCAAUAAAAUAUUAUAUACUUCACUAAUACACUAUGUACCAAAAUAUACAUAUUGGAGACCGAAUAACAUGCCCAACAACAUACUAAAAGUUGGUAGCGGUUUCCGGAUCUGAACUAUAUUCCGAUAAGGCAGUGCACUAUAUUGAAGUUUAAGUAUCAACUGGAUGGGCAGACGCAAUUUUUUCUUCAUCGCAUCUGGCCAGUGCCCUCGCGUGCCGCUUUGACUGUUCAGUAAUUACGUACCUAUAUAAUAAGCGUUCACCGCGAGCCGUGGACUACGAUAUAGGUAAUUAGUACACUUAGAUAUUCAGCUAGCGACGUUAUAAUAGUUAUCAUACGAUUCAUACGUACUUUUACUUCAAAACGAUAGCCGUUAUCGAUCAACUCUACGUCCUAAUGAGUGAUAAUAAUACCAUAGCCAAUUAAAUAAUAAGGAGAAGUCAUAUAUAUACAUAUGUACAAUAUGGUAUUCCUCAGUUAUUGUUACAUUUGUUACAGAUUGCGUCUUAAUAGCGCAGUAUCAGUGACAUACAAUUUGUUAAGCGGUUUGCCCUUUGCUUAUAUCGCAGCGCAGCGCAAUCUAUUUAUUAUGUCAAGUGAGCUGACUAUAGUGAGUAGCUCCCUAAAUGACGCCAUCUACAACAUUGAUGACGAUCCACAAUCAUUUACUUGGCUCUGGUAAAAACAAAGCAUUCACCAAAACAGUGAACAGUGACCAAAAUCACCACGGCAAUCUUAUGAAACAUUGGUAGGACGUGUAGAAUAAGUAGGAACAUUUAUUUUAUUAUAAAAAAAAUGUUAUUCAGUUGUUUAAAAGCGUAUAUCAAUUGUAACUUAUUUUUUGACCGUGAACAGUUAAUCAACAAAUAAAUUUAAUAAAUAAAAUGUCAAAAUAUAUCUACGUCACGACUGUCAGUUUAAAAUUUCACAGUGUAUUAGUUCGCUCACGCUGUAAUGCUGUGUAAUUUUUUGAAUCAAUAAAAUACAUAAAAUUAUUUGCAAUUUUUGAAUGAAUUGCCUUUUUCAUCAGAACAAUGUCAAAUCCUCCUAACGAAAGUAGAAUUAUACAAUAGGGUAUCAACAUAAUAGAUCAUAAAAAGCUAUACUACACACACGUGCCUCGGUAGACACCUACGUAAUGUAGGCCCUACUCGCGUUAACGGUGACGGUAAGGUACCUAGCGGCCUCUAGGAGUACCAUUUUUUAGAUUUAAAGAGGUGUAGUGCUAAAGUCAAAGAAAAAUCAUGUUAUAAAAGCAGUUUCAGUAGAUGGCCACACUCAACUAUAAUGUAGGUACCUAUAGGUAUCUCAAAACCCCUCUCAAGUGCUAAAGGAACCCGCACUUGGAUUAAGUCUCCUUGAUGUUCAUAGCACUUUUUCGCAAACUGUAGGUACUUACCUAAUUUAUAUUAGGGGUUUAUUUUUAUUAUUUUCAAAAAACAUCAAAAUGUUUUAAUCGAAUCAAGUAUGGAUACCCACUAAUAAUUUUUGCUCAUUGUAUGGAAUUGUACAGAAGAGGAAUUUUUGUGUUAGCACUUGGUGCUACACCUCAGUACACGCCAACGCCAUCUAGAGAAACUGAUAUUUUUACAAUAUCAUUUUUAUUGAUUUUAGCACUAUAUUAAUUUCUCAAUUUAUCUGCUAGUUGUCACUUAUCACCUUACUCAGAAGCAUUUAACUCGAUACAAUAAAUUGACUUCCAUCACAUUAUAAUAUUUAAUUCAAUCACUUAUUUCACAAAGGAGCUAAUUUCUUUGGACCUUUGUAAAAUAACUAAUUGAAUCCAUUAGUGGUUACGUAUAUAGAUAAUAGACAAAUAGAAUAACAUAACAAGAUACAUGAGAUAAUUUGUGAUACUUGACAUUUAGUGCAACGUCCUGUAUAAUUUUCAAUAUGUAGUUUUUAAAAUAAAUGGACAACAUGAACACCAAACUUAUUUAAUUGUACGACGUAGUUAUAUUUAGAGAUGGAAUAGUUUGGGACGAUAGUUCAAGUAAAGUAAUGGAUUCCCUUUCAAUAUGCCAAUAUGUCUUAAUUAAAACCUAUACGUACGACAGUAGCUAAACAGUCUAUUUAAUAAUUUAAUGAUAGCGAAUGCUUAAUGCAAUGAGCUUCCUAAUUCUUUCACUUCUUACAAACGAAAUUAUAAAAUUUUCGUGUUAUUUGUCCCAUUUUGAAAUCCUAGGUGGAGUCCCAAAGUCGGAACAUAAACGAACCAAAGAGUAGGACUUAGUUUAAUAAAUGUUUAGCCUAAUAAAACAAAAUGCUAUAAUGAAUAAGGUGCAAAGUACCUAUCUAAUAAUAGAUAUAUUUCGGCAUUCUCUUACAUGUAAUGUAUAAAUGGUGACCCUGAAGGAGUAAAACCCCGAUAAGUAAUGUUGUAAAUUAAACAUUUAUGUGUCGUCGGAUAUUUUGAAAUCAAUUUAAUGUAACUUUUUUAAGUGUAUAAUAAAGAUUGAACCUAUUGUCAUGAAACUGUUGUGAUUGUUAUAUAUUUGAAGUUGCAUUUUCAUUAAAGUAAUUAGAAGUAUAUUUUCCAUAGUGCUGCCAAAAUAUUAAUGAUAUACUAGAUGUAGUCAUGUUGUUUACAUAACGGAAUAUUUUGAGGUUCGUGAAUUUAUGGAAUGUAUUUUGAUGUGAUCGAGGAAUGUAUAACACUGUGUACGUGAUUUAAUACAUCACUAAUUAAAAACAAAUUCAUACGAAUACAA
Molecule: messenger RNA, 9024 nt
Organism: Cydia strobilella
Lineage: Eukaryota; Metazoa; Arthropoda; Insecta; Lepidoptera; Tortricidae
Gene: alpha-Catr
Product: alpha-catulin
Exons: 16
Coding region: 27-2483 (818 amino acids)
Biological process (GO): Rho protein signal transduction; cell adhesion
Molecular function (GO): cadherin binding; actin filament binding
Source: RefSeq, a predicted model, not a curated record